AUGCCUGAGAAUUUUGAUCUCAACGGAUGGAUAGCCCACGGCUCCGACGGAAACAAUCCCCAUACUGCGGAACAAAUCGAUCCAAUCAUCAUUGCUGGUAUUAAUUAUAUGAAGGGCUUGGGAUUUAGUAGGAUCGGAGCCGCUGGCUAUUGCUUUGGCGCCAAGUACGUCGUACGCAAUUACAGCCAUGGCAUCCAAUGCGCCUUUUUGGCACAUCCCUCGUUUGUAGAAAACAGUGAAUUCGCGGCAAUCCCAGGCCCAUUGUCCAUUGCGGCGGCAGGGGAGGAUGACUACUUCCCAACCCACAAGCGCCACGAAACGGAGGAGAUUUUGAGGACAACAGGGCAGGAAUAUCAGAUUAAUCUUUUUGGCGCCGUUGAGCACGGCUUUGCUGUCAGAGCUGACCCGGAAGAUAGGGUACAGCGGUUCGCUAAAGAGCAGGCGUUUAAUCAAGCCCUGGUUUGGUUCAAUCACCACCUUGGGGAGGGCUGA
This is a messenger RNA of Clonostachys solani, 492 nucleotides long. The record is from the annotation of a GenBank genome assembly. Lineage: Eukaryota; Fungi; Ascomycota; Sordariomycetes; Hypocreales; Bionectriaceae.